AUGAUGCCGUGCUUCAACGUCCGCGUGGGCCUGGUCGUUCUCCUGGGCCUGCUGCUGAUCGUGGUCAAGCGCCGCGACGCGUGCCCUGGAUACGACGCGAUGGACAAUUGGUGGAUGCCUCAGCAGUGUCUUCCCCAGGGCCUGGCGCUGCACGGCGAGCCCCAUCGGUAUCCUUCGCUGACGGCGCGCGGCCAGGAUCAGGCACGAUUGGCAGACCUCAUCCAGCUCCUCCGCGCCAAUGGUGACGCGGAGAUGGCAGCCAAGUAUCAGUCGAAACUGGACUUGCUCAAUCAGCAGAAGGCAGUUGAGAACAUCAGCGUCGGCCAGGCGAAGCAGAAGGUGGAGCAAGCGGAGGCAGCCCUCCGCAGGGCCAUCACCUACUGCGAGAAGCUGGAAGAACAAUUCGUCACGGCCCAAGACCAAGUUCAGUCCUGUUCGGAAGCAGUGGACUAUGCCCGCAGCAUCUACAAGCAGGCGGUCCAGAAGCUUGCAAAGACGGUGGACACGAAACUGCCUGACAGCGCCGACGCUCCUGCUGCCCCUCGUCUCGACUUGGCCGCAAUCCUGGAUGGCAAGCCCCUGGACCUCGACGACGGAGGCCGAUUUGGACCCGAUGCGCUGGGGGAAUUGGCAUCGCCCGAGGACCUGGCGGAGGCUCAGAAGAGGAAAGAGGCCCUUCAGGAGAAGUUUCGGGAACUGGCUACCGUCUGUUUCGGGCAGGCCAAG
Molecule: messenger RNA, 726 nt
Organism: Prorocentrum cordatum
Lineage: Eukaryota; Dinophyceae; Prorocentrales; Prorocentraceae
Source: the annotation of a GenBank genome assembly